Oxyura jamaicensis (ruddy duck) is the source of this 1220-nucleotide messenger RNA. Its product is annotated as non-histone chromosomal protein HMG-14A. Gene Ontology annotation, cellular component: chromatin; nucleus. Gene Ontology annotation, molecular function: nucleosomal DNA binding. Lineage: Eukaryota; Metazoa; Chordata; Aves; Anseriformes; Anatidae. The coding region runs from base 1 to 576 and encodes 191 amino acids. Gene Ontology annotation, biological process: chromatin organization. The transcript is spliced from 6 exons. The record is from RefSeq and is a predicted model, not a curated record.
AUGAAGGAGGCUGAGAGUUUCGUGUCCAGAGCCUAUGUCACGCUCGCUCCUGGUGUAACAGAAUCUGUCAGGGCAGACUUCAUGCGGGCCAUCAAGGCGGCCUUGCUGUGCAGCUGCUUCUCAUCCACCUUUCUGGUUCCGGAGCUGGUGGUGCUGCAGAAUGGCAUAAUCACUGUACCUCCGGCAGGCGCUGCCCGCCGCCCCCGCCCCCUCGCCGUGGGGACCCCCAAGCCCCCACCCGGCCCUCACCCCCCUCUCUCGCUUCCCUUGCAGGCUCCAGCUGAAGGCGAGGCGAAGGAGGAGCCAAAGAGAAGGUCGGCUAGACUAUCCGCUAAACCUGCUCCGCCUAAACCGGAGCCAAAGCCCAAAAAGGCAGCACCCAAGAAAGAAAAGGCAGCAAAUGAUAAAAAGGAGGACAAAAAGGCAGCAACAAAAGGGAAGAAAGGAGCCAAAGGCAAAGAUGAAACUAAACAAGAGGAUGCUAAAGAAGAAAACCACUCUGAAAAUGGAGAUACCAAAACUAACGAGGCACCAGCUGCUGAAGCAUCUGAUGAUAAGGAAGCCAAGUCCGAGUAAUGUUAACCCUGCCCUAUAUCUCCAUCAUUUGGUAUCCGUACCUCCAUGCUGUAUUGUUAACAGAGAGGAAUAUUUUUAUCAACUAUUUUAUAAAUGCAGGUUUUUUUAGCAUGAAUUUAAUUAUGGAACAUCUUCAUCUCGGUUACUUGGGAAUUAAAUCCCUAACAAACAAAGCAAAACAAAAAAAAAUCAUUGUUUUUAAAUUUUGUGAUUGUAAUAGUUUGUAUGGUACAUGGAAAGAAUAAGUGGUGGUAGCUUUUGACUUCUGUCAGUGUGUCCCUUUUUGUGUAAGUCAUGCUUACAGACUUCAGAUUUUAAUUUUACCCUUGUAUGUGUUGUAUGGUUUCUUAAAGUGGGGAGGUCUCAAAACAAAUAACUGUGUUAAACAUUCCAGUGGUUCUGUGGGUUGCUUUUAUAAAGAAGGUGAGCUAUUUUCAUGAAAAACCUAAGAGCUGGAAAUCUGUUGUUUCCCAAAUGUAAUUUUAUUUUGUCAGUUUUGAAAAAAAAAAUAAAUAAAUAAAAGUGUAAUCAUGUUUUUAAAUGAAAUACAAACAUUUCUUUUAAAAGGGCAGGUCGGUUGUAUGUACCCACUGUUAGGAAUUUUGCUGGAUUUAUCUUAAUAAAAAAGACUCCUCAAAAGCUGA